AGUUUUUGAUUAAACACUCAUUUGAUAUGAUUCUUUGAUUAAUCAAUCAAUCUUUAGCUAUCUCCUUGAAGGUGAAGGAAGAAAAUGUUCUCCAAAAUGUUUCUUCCUAUGAUCCUCUCCUUACUAAUUUUCCUCCAAAGAGUAGCAGUGGCAUUGGAUUUAGAAACAGACAAACAAACUGUUUUGGACUUGACUGUUUCUCACGGACUGGGGUGGAAGCCCGCCGACCCAAUUUGUAGCUCUUGGACCGGCGUUUCCUGCAACUCGGACCGAAAUCGGGUAUCCGGGCUCCGACUGUCCGGCUUGGGACUCUGCGGUCCGAUUCUGAAAAACACAACAAUCGGAAGACUGGACGCGCUCGAGACGCUACACCUCGAGAACAACUUCCUGACCGGGCCCAUACUGCCCGGUCUCGACCUCCUUCCGCGCCUUAAGAGCUUGAACUUAAGCAACAACGGUUUCAGUGGGCCCAUCACGCCGUCUCUCCUAAAAAGGUUUCCUCCUUCGUCGUUCGGAGGGAACCCUUUGCUAGCGACUAGCGGGCUGCCCCAACGGGCAGUAUCAAUCCCCCGCUUGUUGUCAUCGUCAUUGUCAAAGGGAUCAAGGGAUUCAAGGAAUAAGAAAUCUGAGCCUGUGGGAAAUGACAAGUUCCCAUGGGUUGGCUACCUGCUUGCUAUAGUGGUUGGGCUAGCUUAUCUUGGUGGGCUAUUGUAAUAAGCCCAUGGGUUGCCUACCCGCUUGUUUUACUGGUUGCGGUAGUUUAUCUUUGGCCAUGACAUAAAGAAAGUAAGAAACCUAAUCUUACGGAAGUGGGCAGUAGCGGCUUUGCGGCUGUGGCGAUCUUCCAUCUUCAUCGGCUAUUUGGGGCUACCGAAGCUGGAGAACGAAAGCAACGAUCUUCCAUCUUCAUACGUUCGUUCUUAAUCAUCAUGGCAUCGCCUAUUCCCCUUCAUCUGAAAUUCGGAAUCCUCAUUCGAUCGAUACAUUAUGGAGAGAUUUUUCAAAAGGAAAUUUUCAUCUUUACAAGAAAAUAAAAGUGAUAGU
Cuscuta campestris is the source of this 1044-nucleotide messenger RNA. NCBI's taxonomy places the organism in Eukaryota, Viridiplantae, Streptophyta, Magnoliopsida, Solanales, Convolvulaceae. The record is from the annotation of a GenBank genome assembly.